Messenger RNA from Lasiodiplodia theobromae, 738 nucleotides. RefSeq names its product Dienelactone hydrolase. Lineage: Eukaryota; Fungi; Ascomycota; Dothideomycetes; Botryosphaeriales; Botryosphaeriaceae. The coding region runs from base 1 to 738 and encodes 245 amino acids. The record is from RefSeq and is a predicted model, not a curated record. The transcript has 4 exons. Gene Ontology annotation, molecular function: hydrolase activity.
AUGGCCUCCAACCCGCCCGGAAAGUGCUGCACCACCGGCUUCAAGCACGAAGGUGCUUCUGCUGGCAAGAUUGAGAAGGUCGCUGGCAUCAACACCUACGUCGUCUACCCUGAGAACAAGAGCACCGAGAAUGCCGUCCUGAUCAUCACCGACAUCUUCGGCCACGAGUUUAUCAACGUCCAGCUAUUGGCCGACCAAUUUGCCGCAAACGGCUACUUCGUCGCCAUCCCCGACCUUUUCAACGGCGAUGCCGCCCCGGUCGACAUGCCCCCCAGCUUCGAGCUGCCCAAGUGGCUCGCCAGUCACGGCAAGGACCAGGUCGACCCCAUCGUCGACACCGUCAUCAAGGAGCUCAAGGGCAAGCUGGGUGUCAAGCGCCUGGGCGCCGCCGGCUACUGCUUCGGCGCCAAGUACGUCGUCCGCUUCCUCAAGGACAACCAGAUCGACGUCGGCUACAUCGCCCACCCCUCGUUCGUCGAUGCCGACGAGCUCAAGGCCACCCAGGGCCCCUUGAGCAUCUCGGCUGCCGAGACCGACUCCAUCUUCCCCGCCCCCAAGCGUCGCGAGUCCGAGGACAUCCUCCUCGACAUCAAGGCUACCUACCAGAUCAACCUCUUCUCCGGCGUCUCGCACGGCUUCGCCGUCCGUGGCGACCUGUCCCAGAGGCAGAUCAAAUGGGCCAAGGAGCAGGCAUUUUACCAGGCCGUCGCUUGGUUCGACGAGCACGUCAAGGCUUAA